Messenger RNA from Hibiscus syriacus, 954 nucleotides. RefSeq names its product probable pectinesterase 29. Bases 19 to 954 code for a protein of 311 amino acids. The record is from RefSeq and is a predicted model, not a curated record. The transcript has 6 exons. NCBI's taxonomy places the organism in Eukaryota, Viridiplantae, Streptophyta, Magnoliopsida, Malvales, Malvaceae. Gene Ontology annotation, biological process: cell wall modification. Gene Ontology annotation, molecular function: pectinesterase activity.
CAUUAACUUAACCUGAAGAUGUCAGUGAUUCACUCUCUUCUCACUCUAUUCAUUGUUUUUUUACUGUGUUUCGAACAAAUGUCAGCGGCAUGCAAAACAGUGACGGUCGAUCAAUUUGGCCAUGGAGAUUUUUCCACUAUUCAAUCAGCUAUAAACUCGGUUCCAUCAAAUAAUGUACAGUGGUAUUGCAUCAAUGUUAAUCCUGGUACAUAUAGGGAGAAGGUGAAUAUCCCAAGAGACAAGCCAUUCAUACUUCUCAAGGGUUCCGGACAAAGGAAAACCAUGGUGGUCUGGAAUGAAGCAUACCUACAUAACGCAACUUUCAGUUCUUUUGCUGAUAAUAUUGCUGUCACGUCCAUGAGCUUCAUAAAUUCAUACUGGGAUCCGAAGAGCGAACACACUAAGGCUCCGGCGGUAGCCGCACUGGUUAACGGCGACAAAAGCUUCUUCUUCCGAUGCGGAUUCUCAAGUGUUCAAGAUACUUUGUUCGAUUCUAUCGGUCGCCAUUACUUCAAGGAAUGCUACAUCGAAGGUGCUGUCGAUUUCAUUUUUGGUAAUGGUCAAUCUAUUUAUGAGGGAUGUUCUAUACGGUAUCUCGGGGAGAUGUUGCCGCCGGGGCUCGCCGGUUUCAUUACAGCACAAGCGAGGAACGGCCCGAAUGAGCCGACCGGAUUCGUUUUCAAGCACUGCAUUAUCUAUGGGAAAGGGACGACGUAUUUAGGCAGGGCAUUGCGAGAUUUCUCAAGGGUUUUGUUUUAUGAUUGCAAUUUUUCAGACGUUGUCGAUUCACUAGGUUGGAAUGCUUGGAGACGUGUUGGCAAAGAGCAACAGUUUACCUUUGCCGAGUACAAAAACUUUGGACCAGGAGCAGAUACAUCACAGAGGGUGAAGUGGAUGAAGAAUCUUGAUCCUCAAACGUGGCGCCUCGCUGCCCUUCAUCGGAGCUGCCGAUAA